UCAAAAAAUCUUCAUCCCUCCUACCUUCCAAAAAAAUGGCUUCCCUUUCUAUCAAAAAAUCUCUACUAACCAGCCUUCUUGCCUGCGUUCUCUUUGCCUCAGUGCUCGGAAAUGCAACGGCUCAGUCCGUAGCCAGCAUUGUUACGCCCCAGUUCUUUGAUGGCAUCAAGAACAAUGCUCCCGCAAAUUGUGCUGGGAAGAGCUUUUACAGCCGGGAUGCCUUCCUUAAGGCUCUCAGUUCCUUCCCUAACUUCGGAAAACGAGGCUCUGCUGAUGACAACAAGCGCGAGAUCGCUGCUUUCUUUGCCCAAGUCUCACAUGAGACCGGAUCUUUCUGUUACACUGAAGAGAUUGACAAGAGUAAUACCUACUGCCAAUCAAGUCCUGAGUACCCAUGUGCUCCGGGCAAGUCCUACCAUGGCCGAGGUCCGAUCCAGCUAACCGGGAAUGAGAACUACGGGAAAGCCGGGAAGGCUCUGGGCCUGAAUUUGCUGAACAACCCUGAAAUUGUGUCCACGGACCCCGUUGUGUCAUUUAAGACAGCAUUAUGGUAUUGGAUGACCGCAGUACGUCCUGUGCUGGGGCAAGGGUUCGGUGCAACGACUCGUGCUAUCAAUGGUCCAGUUGAAUGUAAUGGAAAAAAACCGAAUCUGGUUCAGGCCAGGGCUAAUCUCUACACCAACUACUGUCGCCAGCUUAACGUUUCUCCAGGACCCAAUCUCGUAUGUUAGGUUACCACAUAUCCAUGUACCAGAAAAUAGAAAUACUAUUUUCCUAGAAUAAUGUUUGAGAGGCUUGUUGUGAGGCCUGAAAUAAAAUGAGAUGUUUAAU
Messenger RNA from Rubroshorea leprosula, 831 nucleotides. The record is from the annotation of a GenBank genome assembly. Lineage: Eukaryota; Viridiplantae; Streptophyta; Magnoliopsida; Malvales; Dipterocarpaceae.